This is a messenger RNA of Lymnaea stagnalis (great pond snail), 1050 nucleotides long. The record is from the annotation of a GenBank genome assembly. NCBI's taxonomy places the organism in Eukaryota, Metazoa, Mollusca, Gastropoda, Lymnaeidae.
AAGGGAUCCUUGGUAGAUGAUCCAACACUGGUUGAAGUGCUGCAGACCACCAAAAAGACUGCAAUAGAAGUGAAUGAAAAGCUGGCAAUAGCUGCAGAAACUAGUGCGGAGAUCAACAUCGCGAGAGAAGAAUUCAGGCCAGGUAGGAUGGACUUUUGAACUGUUUACAAUAGUGCCUCAAAAUCAUAAAGGUAUGCUUAGACCUUUUUCUGAGAGCUUAUAGUGGCUUUUUUUACCUGAAAUUAGACAACAAAUAUUUCAAAUCUGACCACUGACUCCCUAGACUUGAUUUAUACCAAGUAUAACAAACUUGCCUCCCUUACCUAGACUUGAUUUAUGCCAAAUGUAACAAACUUGCCUCCCUUCCCUAGACUUGAUUUAUGCCAAAUAUAACAAACUUGCCUCCCUUCCCUAGACUUGAUUCAUACCAAGUAUAACAAACUUGCCUCCCUUCCCUAGACUUGAUUUAUACCAAGUAUAACAAACUUGCCUCCCUUGGUUGAAGAGAAGCACUAAUGAGCAAAAUGUUUCUUCAUAGAUCAUUACCUAUAAAUAGAUGAUUGAGUUAUUAUGACUGAUGAUUGAGUUAUUAUGACUUGAUGAUUGAGUUAUUAUGACUGAUGAUUGGGUUAUUAUGAUUGAUGAUUGAGUUAUUAUGACUGAUGAUUGAGUUAUUAUGACUCGAUGAUUGAGUUAUUAUGAUUGAGGCAUUAUGUCUUUAGUUCAGCUGUGUGAGAACAAUUCAGACAAAGUUUUACAAAAUAAAUUAAGAAAUAUUUACGCUUCCUUAUCUGAUAUUUUUUUUCACAAGAGCUCUCUCUCUUGUUACCAUACUUGACCGUUGUAAUUGAAAACAAUUUUAGACCAGGCUAGUAACCACAUUUUAUUCCUGCUUCUGACCAUAUUUUUAAUUGCUUCCACCUGACCAUAGUUGCCCAACGUGGCAGCAUCCUGUACUUCUUGGUGUGUGACAUGGUCAUGGUCAACAACAUGUACUCCACCUCUCUCAAUCAGUUUCUUGCACUAUUUGACCAAUCAAUGGCCAGGUGA